GGGUGUUAAGGCUGCAGGUGGUGCUAGGGAGUUUGUUUUGCCAUGCAGCAAUCUUGGGAUCGGACAAGUAGCAUUGAGAGUGUCAAGAAAGGCCAUACAAAAAUGCUGGGAAAUGGACAAAGUGGAGGAUAUGCACCUGAGACAACGGGUGAACUCUUGCAGAGCAUCGGUGCGGUGCCUGUGGACAGCACCGAUAAGAAAGGCCUCCAGGUGGGUGGCCAGUUGCCAGGCAGUGUGCAGGCAGGGGCUCAGCAGCAGAACCAGCAGCUUCUCCUGACUCCAGCCAGCCUCCAGCUCGCACAGCUUCAGGCCCAGCUCACCCUCCAUCGCCUCAAAUUGGCUCAGGGCGGCAACACAGCCACUGCCGCCACCGUCCUCAAUCAGGUUCUUUCCAAUGUUGCCAUGUCCCAACCCCUGUUCAAUCAGCUAAGGACUUCAACUAUGGUUGGGAAUCCACAGGGUGCCUUCCCCACAGGGGUGCUAGGUUUUCCCUCCUCAAAUUCAGCUCUGGGGGCCUUGGCAAGUGGACUCCACCAAAACCCAGGGAAUGUGAGACUGAACCAUCCUGGUGCAGGGGGCACAGUGGGCCAACAGGGAGCGGAGUAUGGUAAAAAGUCAGGGUCAACUUACCCUUCUGAUACUGAUCGGCGUCUUCAGUACAACUUAGCUGGAGGGACAUCUGCCUCAUCAGCCACAGCAGGUGAUGGACAGUACACAGUGAUCAACACUCAGGCAAAAAACACGAACAGUGUUGGUUUUCAGAGAGAUUUCUAUGGGCUAGAUAUGCAGGGGCAACAAGCUGGAUUUAGUGUGAAUGAGCAGAACAUAAAUGUCUAUAACUCCACUGGGCAUAAGGAGCAAUGGAAAGGCCCAGCCAACUUGAGUCACGCUGGAAAGGUGGAUAUGGUUUCCAACGCAGCCACAGUGUGGACAGCAGCUGGGCAGCCAAUUCGGUCUCGAACGGAACUGUAUAACCCAGAGGAGCCAACCUCUGACCCCAAGUUCAUUCACAGUGGCGGGGUUUCCUCUUUGGGUUCAAGUGGCACACAGGGAUUUGGGGGCUAUCAGCCCCUGCAUGGAACUGAGGAAACCCUAUCAUCAGGUACCAGGACACUUCAGCCUUAUCAAGUCAAUGAUUACCACGCUGUCACACCCACUCAACUGCCACACCAGUGUAGCAUCUGUGACAAGAAGGUCUACAACCUCAAGGACUGGGACCAGCACGUGAAGGGAAAACUACACCUGCAGAAUCGAACAUUGUACACACACGAAAGCUCCGCCGUGGUAUCAGCUGGAGCUGUUCACUACACUGUCGGCAGGCCUUCUGAUGGAGGUCUGAACCCCGCAGGAACAAACUCCAUGGUCUACUCUAUUGCAGGUCAAGAUGUAUCCUCAGGAGCCAAUACAUCAUACUUGCCAGCUGCAGCCAUGAAGACUUAUCCCACGUCAGACACAGGAUUUGCCUCACACCAGCCAGAGUCAAAGCCAUUUCCACCAAGAAAAGCAGUUGCAGGGCGAGUCGUUCAUAUCUGCAACCUCCCUGAAGGCAGCUGCACAGAAAAUGAUGUCAUCAACCUGGGACUACCCUUUGGCAAAGUCACCAACUACAUCCUCAUGCGCUCUACCCAUCAGGCAUUUCUGGAGAUGGCAUAUGUUGAAGCAGCUCAGGCCAUGGUUCAGUACUAUCAACUUACUCCAGCUAUGAUUAACAAUCAGAAACUUCUCAUACGAAUGUCUAAGAGGUACAAGGAGCUACAACUCAAGAAACCAGGUAAAGAUGUUCAAUCGAUCAUUCAGGAUAUCACCUCUCAGCGGGAAAGGGACGAGAUGCAAGAACUUGAACACUACAUGCCAGAGAGAGCACGCUCCCGCAGCCCUAUCAGCCGCUCUCUGAGUCCUCAUUCCCACAGUCCCAGUUUUACAUCAUGCAGCUCAGCCCACAGCCCCCAGGGGGGACCAUGCAGAGGUCCAGAGAGAGGCAGCAAUGGCCUGGGACCCUGCCGGGGCUCUUGGGAUUGGACAGCAAAUUUAAGAAGGGGUGAGGACGAAAGGGAGAGAGAUGACCCGUGGAGGAAUGGGGGAAGUGUGGAUGAUGAUCGGCCUAACGGACGGGCAGCUGACCGUCGGAAGGCCUACCAGAAACCCUUGGAUCACAUCAGCUCGAGAUCAGCAGAUGAGCGAGGAGGAGGUGGAGGAGGAGGGGGGGGUGAAGGGAUGAGGGGCAACAGAGACUGGCACCCACGAGGCAGCCCUCAAGGCAUGUCCUUCAGCUCUUACAGGAACAUGGAGGAUGACUUCUACAUGAAAGAACAAAUGUACAAGUCAGACAAACUGCCCAGACCUCCGUACCAAAGGCAUGAUACAAAGCCAAGGAGGAGGGAUGGUGGUGACUACCAUGGCAGGUCGAGGCAUUCUGAUUAUGAGAUGAGUGAAGAGCAACUUUGCAGAACAUCAGAAGAAAAGAGGCAGAGUUCACCAGGAAGGGGCAGGAGCAAAAAGUCAAGCAGGAGACACACCACUGCAGAAAAACACGAGAGAGAAAAUGCCACUGAGAAUACUGAUUGCCAGUCAAAAGAAAAAUCUGUUUCACCUCAGCAAAGUGAUAAACCAAAAGAGGCUACUGAAUGCAGUAAAGAUAGAGACACUGAGAAGGACUGGGAAAGUGGAGUUGAUACUGAUGAGGAGUGUUGGUAUCCUAAGAACAUGGAAGAACUGGUCACUGUUGAUGAAGUGGGAGGAGAAGAUGAUUCCAUUAUUGAGCCAGACCUUCCUGAGUUGGAAGAGUACGCAGCCUGCCCCAAAGAGCCUGUGGAGGAAGAAGCAGUCGAGGAGCAUGUGUCACCACCUACCUCUUCCCUGGAGGUGAAGGAGACAUUUAACAAGAAGUCUAACCAGGAAAAGUCCUGUGGGGAUGCUGGAGACCAGACUGAAACAGCUGUAACUGAGAAAGCAGGGAAUGUUUUAACUGUAACCAGUCCUGAAGAGCAGAACCUCAAACAAGUGCCUCCUGAGCUGCCAGUCACUAACAUUAGUGACUUCCCCAGUGAGGAGUUCAAGGCUGCACUGGAGGAGACAUGUUUAGAGGAUAAAGUGACCAACAGUGGGCCAUUACAAGAGCCAAUGGAAAAUCACGUUAGAGUACCAGAGGACAGCAAGACCCAGAUAGAAGGACAGGUCAUGGAAACAAUCACUAAUGGGGCACAACACAAGGAUGGCAUUCUUAAAAAAGAGAUUGAGGCCCCCUCACCAUCUCGUGAGCAAGACAAAGCUGUCAGUGAACACAGUAUCCCUUUGGGGGUGGAGUUCAUUGUGCCAAGAACUGGCUUCUACUGUAAACUCUGCGGACUGUUCUAUACCAGUGAGGAGACUGCAAAGACGACACACUGCCGCAGCACCGUACACUACAGGAACCUACAGAAAUAUCUCUCACAGCUGGCACAGGAAAGUCUGGCGGACGCACUUUCUGAGCCCUCAGCUGCACAGUGACAUCAUUGUGACCUCUCACCUCUUGUACAGUGAACAACAGAGGCGAGAUUUUUGUAUGUUAGCUGAUGGUGCCAAGCUAUGGUCAACUACAGCAUGGAUAAUGUGACACAUGGAAGCUAGAGCAUGUGGACAAUUGCACUGGUUUUGAUUUUUUGGGGCUGAGGGAUGCUUGAAUGUCUAAAAUGGCACUGACAAUCCCAGCCAUAGAUGCUCUCAAUAUUGUACAUACCUAAAGUGUAAUGUAUAGUAAGGCUACAAUACUUACUUAUUUUAUUAUUAUUAUUUUUUUUUUUCAGUUUAUCAAUUUUCUUACUUCUUAUUUAACUGGGUUGUGUGUGAAUUAAUUUGUUAUUUUUUGGAAUGGAAAUAUAUUUGCAAUGAUGUCUAACUAAUGAGAAGACAAACUUAUAUAGUGUGGGCUUAUGUUAGUCCAUUUUUAGUCAAUUUUCAGAGUUUAAAUCAGUUAUUCUCAUGCGAUAACCUCAUGUUUAAUUUGGUCUGUACAUUAUCCUAGCAACAAUGAUACAUUUAUCACUGUAAAAUGACUUGAAAUAUGCGUCAAAGAAUGUUUUUCCUCAGUGAAAAAGCUGAGGCAGAUUCUCAGGUUUGUUGUAAUUAUUGAAAAGAUUUCAAUGUAUAGCACGGUACACAACAUUUACAUUUUUAUUUAUAUCUUGGGCUUUAAAGGCUCCUGCAGUUUUUAUUUUAUCCUGUGCCUGUUUCUGCACUACAUCAUCUAUCAGGUAAAAAUGUACAUCAUUUGGACUAAUAAUGAUGCAACUAUGCUAAAGAUCUUUAUUUUUUUGAUUACUUCAAUUCAUCAGACAAUCUCAGUCAUAUCUGCCAACCUAUAAUGCCUUAAAUAUUGAAGACCUUAAACUGGACCAUGUGUUUAAUUUAUCAGAGUUAAAAAUACAGUGUUUCAUGUUACAGUGACUUGUUUCAGAGGGAUAAUCAAGCCAGACUCUCUUUUUGUAUACUGUGAAUACUGAUCCUGUGAUCAGUGAUAGUGUUGUUUUCUUUGACAAACUUUUCAUAUAAUUUUUUUGAUGGAAAAAAUACUGAAUAAAUGUUUCAAGUGUUUAA
Molecule: messenger RNA, 4572 nt
Organism: Lates calcarifer (barramundi perch)
Lineage: Eukaryota; Metazoa; Chordata; Actinopteri; Centropomidae
Gene: rbm20
Product: RNA binding motif protein 20
Exons: 14
Coding region: 43-3486 (1147 amino acids)
Biological process (GO): regulation of RNA splicing
Cellular component (GO): nucleus
Molecular function (GO): zinc ion binding; mRNA binding
Source: RefSeq, a predicted model, not a curated record